Messenger RNA from Beta vulgaris subsp. vulgaris (sugar beet), 933 nucleotides. RefSeq lists its product as uncharacterized. The record is from RefSeq and is a predicted model, not a curated record. Lineage: Eukaryota; Viridiplantae; Streptophyta; Magnoliopsida; Caryophyllales; Amaranthaceae. The transcript has a single exon. Gene Ontology annotation, molecular function: nucleic acid binding; RNA-DNA hybrid ribonuclease activity. The coding region runs from base 1 to 933 and encodes 310 amino acids.
AUGACGGUCUUCCCACGAAGGGAUAGACUAGAAAAAAGUCAUGUUUUCCUUCCUCAACAGUGUGUCCUUUGUACGAGUCAAUGUGAAACCUCUACUCAUCUAUUUUUCCUGUGUCCUUUCACAAUUGAUGUUUUCCUCCAUUGGCAAGCCUCUAAGGGUUGGCCGUGUCUACCUGUUUUGGCUAAUAUUUCGGCGUCAAGCUCUUUUAAAGAUACUCUUUAUUUACUGAAAGGCUAUUUAUCUCAAAAAGAUUUGGCGAAAGUUGCCACGACCUGGUGGUUUAUUUGGUUUUUUCGCAAUAAGACUAUCUUCAAUGAGGAGAGUGUCUCCUCGAGGAGAGCCAGUUUUGCUAUUUCUGAGUUCUUUUCUAAUGGGUCUCGGCCCAAGCCAAAGGAGGUUGCUGGGUGGGGGGGCCAUAAGUGUGGUCCCCGUAGGGGUCCGGGUUGCUGCUGGUCUCCCCCUCCUACUGAUGUGGUUAAGAUUAAUUUUGAUGGCUCCAAGCUUAGUACGGGUCAGGCCUCUCUGGGGUUUGUGGUCCGUGACCAUCUGGGGGAAGUCAUUCUGGCUGGUUCCAAUGCGUUAGGGUGUUGUACUUCUAUCCUGCAAGCGGAAGCUUGGGGGAUGCUUGAAGCGGUGCGGGGUUCCCAUUCUUUGAACCUUUCGAAUGUCAUGAUUGAGGGAGAUAAUCUUAAAGUUAUAAAUGCGGUUAAUAAGAUUUGGCAUAUCCCUUGGGAAAUUGACAAUAUUAAUUGUGAUGUAGGUAAGGAGCUCCUGAAGUUCAAUUCGGUGUCAGUGAAGCAUUGCUUUCGGGAGGCUAAUCGUGCGGCGGACUUCAUGGCUCAUCAGAGUCACACUGUUCCCUCCCUGUGUUAUAGUUUCCCUCCUUAUGAUAUGGAUUUUUCUCUCCUCAUCCGCAAGGAUGUUUUAGGCUAG